AUGAGGAGUAUUAUUCUGGUGUUGGCAUUCGCUUUGGCGGCUGUCUCAGCCCUGCAACUGGAGGCGCCGGUUGAACAGGAUGUUUCCCUGCAGGAACUGACCAAGAAGCUGGGUCUCGAACUGAACCUGGACUUUGAUUUGAACAUGGGCUUCAACCUGGAGGAGAUGCUUUCCGAGGAGGGCAACGUGGAUGUGGACGAGUUCUCCGUCUUGGACAGCAUAGUGCGCCUCCUCAUCGCCGAAUCGAAGGCUCUGGCCAAGGACAUCAUCCAGCUGACGGAGCGCCAGCUGCUGAAGAUCUUCCUGUGGCCGAUUAGGGAGCUGGAGAAGCUGGCGGCCGACAUCGAGCAGCGGGCAUUGGAUGUGGGCGACUGUGCUGUCAAUGUGACCACCAGUUCCGCCGAAUUGGUGACGUCCACCACUCUGGACUUCCUGGGCUGCGCACGCACUGCCGCCCUCACGUCGAUCAACCUGGUGCUGGACACCAAGAAGGCGGUACUCCAACUGACCGUCGACGGCUAUCAGCUGUAUCAACUGAGGAAGGAAUGCCAGGGCUACAAGGAUUCCAGCAUCCGCAAGAAGACAUGCAACACCAAGUUCUCCGUCAAGAGCGUGCUGUACAUCGCCAAUGGACAGGCUUCGCUGCGCCACCUGAUCAGGCUCCGCAAGAGCGUUCCCGCCGUGGCCACCGAUGCGGCCAGCUGCACCUCCAAGUCCACGGAGAACGCCAUCCGCGUCUUCGGCGAGCUGAACGCCGCCAUCGAUGCCUGUGCCGCCAUUUUUUAG
Molecule: messenger RNA, 786 nt
Organism: Drosophila teissieri
Lineage: Eukaryota; Metazoa; Arthropoda; Insecta; Diptera; Drosophilidae
Exons: 2
Coding region: 1-786 (261 amino acids)
Source: RefSeq, a predicted model, not a curated record